Molecule: messenger RNA, 2844 nt
Organism: Acanthochromis polyacanthus (spiny chromis)
Lineage: Eukaryota; Metazoa; Chordata; Actinopteri; Pomacentridae
Exons: 5
Coding region: 33-722 (229 amino acids)
Biological process (GO): regulation of cell differentiation
Cellular component (GO): membrane
Source: RefSeq, a predicted model, not a curated record
UUCUGCCUUUCAUUCCAGCUCCUGAUGCUGCGAUGAGCACAGACAUGAGCACAGCAGGUGUUCAUCGAGGCUACCUCAAGAAAUAUGGGGGCUUCAUGUUCAAGCAGUGGAAGGAGAAGUACCUGGUGCUGACCAUGGAGGGAAGCCUGCUGGUGUGUCGGGACGCAGAGUCUCCUCCGGACCAGGUGGUAGCACUGCAGACCAACUGUGAGAUGAUCGCAGAGGGGCGAGAAAUCCUUGACCUGCCCAAGUUGCCACCAGGGGGCAGGAGGGACUGCUGCUUCGCCAUCGUCCUCCAGCAGAGCAAGUUCCUGUUGCUGCUGGCUGACAACCCAGACGACUGCAAUCUGUGGCUGAAGUUGGUCAGAAAAGUGAGAGAGGGUAUCAUGUCACCGCUGACCAUUCAGAGACAUCGCAGCCUCACUCCCUGCAUCACAGACAGAGACCCCCUGUCGGACUCCUCCAGUGAUAAAGACCCGGGGUCACCCAGGGUCUUUGAGGGAACCCCUCCUUUAUCUCGAGGCAGCGAACGGGGAGGAUCCUUCAGAGACAGAGGCCCAAACCAAGCCAUUGCACGGCGGCCUCUUCGCAGUGUUUCCGUGGCACCACCUCAUCGUGUGUCAGACUGUCUUCGCCAUGGCAACAGCAGCGAUGCCCGGGCAGUGAGGGCGGUGUGUCUGCUGAUGGGGGGGCAGCGGCCUCCUCUGCUCUGGGCUACCUGAACUCCUGCUCCCCCUCCUCUCCGCUGGCCGCCAGAGCCCCAGAGAUGGCCCACGGGGCGGGGGGCUUCUCUGAGCUUAAUGCCAGCGACUCCUUACACACCUGCAGCCAGGACGUCGACUCCCCACACUUUAACAGCUUCGACUUUGAAGGAGACUCUGACUUUGAUGCGUUCGACUGCGGAGGAUUUGCUUUUUAGUCGUGACCAAAAAAACAGAAAGACGCUCAAAAAAAACCAACCUCCUGUACUGGUAUUCCUUUUCAAUAUAAGGGCAUUAUUAUUAAUGAAUCCCUUGUUGGGUUAUCUAUACGUCUAAUUUAUAAAUUAAUGAAGGUGUUCUUCCUGGCUUUAUGCCCAUUCUCCUCAGGUAAAUGAUUCAUGAUCUUGACUCCUCUGAACACUGUCUGUCUGUGUUGUAUCACUCUUUCCAUGCCUCGGGACCUCUUGAGGUUAACUGCGUGAGUGGUGUGAUUCCAGACAGCCACAUGGACAUUUAUAGGAACAUUUAAGUCUCAGAAUGAUAUUUUUAAAAAACAACAUUUUUUUUCAAUGUGUGUAUGAUAACUGUGUGUAUUUUAUACUUUAACAAAAGAUGACCUCUAUGCAUAUUUUCUCCUCAUCCACAUCCUGUCCAUUUCCUUUUGCCCUGCUUUCAGAAACCACCCACCAUCUGCACAUACCUCACAUAGAGUGUGGUUCAAAGGUGAACUCUCAAUAAAUCCUGCUCUUACCAUGACUGUGCGUCUCUCUCUAGAUCCAUCUGCCGUUUGCUGGCUGGCACAGUGCAGACAAUAGGUCGAGUGUUUUGGAGACGAGGGACGCUGGAACAGAUUUGCACGAGCAGAAUGGCUGCAUGCGCUUAUCUGAGAUUUUGUGUGACAACAAAAAUAAUCCACUGAGUUCAGAGCUCAUGAGCUGAACAUGUUUGUGUUUUUGCCCUCAGUUUGUGCACCAGAAUGGGCUGCACUUGCUUUCAUGACAAACUAGACUAUCCUUUUUCUGUUAAAAAAAAAGACUCCUACAUUUGUUGUUGCAAGCACCUUGUUAAUGGUAAACUAUCUGUACUACAUUUAUGGCAUAUAUAUACAAUAUAUUGCUCCUGACGAUGGUGCUAAACGAGGAAACACUCCUUGGUGUCUUCAUUGGUCACAUCCAGCACAAGAGGGACUCAAAUGACAUAUUUAAAGAGACAUUGGUAUUAUUUGCACAAACAUAUUGACAAUAUUUGAAUAUUUUUGUAUAGAAGUCAGUCAUUUUUUAAUGCUGUCUACUGAUUAGUUCUAAUCAUAAGCAUGACUUGUGGUUAUUAUGCUGUAAAUGUUAUGCAAAACCUGAAACUUUUGGUGCUCAGUACUGACAAACAGGCCAAACUGUCAAAUUUUCUGGAUGCAAGUUAUGUCUUGUCAUGUAAAUACAAAUGUGGUUGACAAUAUGCAUUACUAAAGCACAGUUUCAGCUAAAAUUGUGUGGGUUUUGUGUUUUAAUACACGAGUUAAAAUCUCUUUUUGUAUAGAUUCUGUGUCACAGUUACUGUUAACCUCAGUCUAUACACAAAGAAUAAUCCAAAUGCAAAGCUAAACGCUGGUCAAAGUUAUUCAGUAUGAAAGAGACUAACAAGGAAACAGCAAGAAUAAACAGGAUAGACUGUGAAUUUAUGUGAUUUUGGCAGCUUGAAUGACUAGAGAGAGGGCCUGCAACAGGUUGUUUUGGAUAGAAAAUCUGCCACAGCAAGUCCAAAAUCUGUCUUUCAGAAGCAGUUUUAUUUAUUCGCAUAAAUGCAUGUAUUUUGAAGACUGUUAUAUCGAAGAAUAUUUAUUGUGUAGUAUUUUCAGGUUCAUUGUAAUGGCAUAAUGAGAGAUGUGAGUACUAAAGCAGUGCUUGUCCUUCACUACUUACUUCAUAUUUCAUCAAAUUUAAAUGUAAGUCUGUGCUUUAGAAUUUUUAAAUGAUGCUGCAAGACCCCAAUUAAAGAGUAUUUCUAUCUCAGUGAAACACGACAAACACAUUAACUGGAUAGUCCCGUAGUCUCUUUUGCUAUGCUGUCAGAUUUGAGGAUUAAUUAUGGAAAACACAGCGACAGAUGUAAUGUUUUCACACUCCCAACAAUAAAAAAAUUAUUGUGA